Messenger RNA from Coregonus clupeaformis (lake whitefish), 1954 nucleotides. RefSeq names its product megakaryocyte-associated tyrosine-protein kinase. Gene Ontology annotation, molecular function: protein tyrosine kinase activity; ATP binding; protein binding. The transcript has 13 exons. Gene Ontology annotation, biological process: protein phosphorylation. Lineage: Eukaryota; Metazoa; Chordata; Actinopteri; Salmoniformes; Salmonidae. The record is from RefSeq and is a predicted model, not a curated record. Bases 422 to 1819 code for a protein of 465 amino acids.
UGUGUUGCCAGUCAUGUCACAGAAAAAAUGAUCAGGGCUUCCACAAAAGAGCAACUGUAUCCUAUCACAUCCUCUGGCAUACUGAAUAUUCAUGAAUGGAAAGGAGGCAAUCAGAUGAGAUGGGCUAUUGUGAGUGAUGAUGAAUAAUAGUGUAUGAAGCGCUGUCUAUUAUUCGAAGAUGCGUCUGCUUAGCGUACACACAACCUUUUCUGUUCGUGACGUCUGACCUACUAAGGAAGAAGUAAGCAGCUAUCUCUACCUCGAUUUCCUUUUUUACGGAAUAGUCUGCAAACGCAGUAAUUGGUCACUGGCGUCCACCCAUUCGAAACUGCAAUGACAAAUGUAUCAAAUCGUACAAAUGCAGCAUUAUAGGUGUUCUCGUUACUCAUGAAUUUACGUCCACCCAGGCAUAUUUUUGAGGAUGGCAACGAGGUGUUGGGCGUUUGGCACACAAUGUGUUGCCAAGAGUGACCACAGCAAGCCCAAAGCUGGUGAACUGGCCUAUCGCAAAGGAGACAUCCUCACUAUUGUGAAAACAGAAACGGGCAAAGAACGUUACAAGGCUAGACACAACACAACAGGAGAGGAAGGACUCAUCUCAGCCACCAACAUGAGAGAGCGAGAGGCCAUUCGCGUCGACCUCAGUCUUAUGCCCUGGUUCCAUGGGAAGAUCUCGGGUCCCGAGGCGGUGUCCAAGCUGCGGCCUGUAGAGGAUGGCCUGUUCCUGGUGCGGGAGUCCAUCCGCCACCCUGGUGACUAUGUGCUCUGUGUCGGCUACUCCAGCGAGGUCAUCCACUACCGAGUCAUGUACCAGCACAGCAAACUGACCAUCGACAACAACCAGUACUUCUACAACCUCAUAGACAUGAUAGAGUUCCACUCCAAGCACAAGGGAGCUAUCGCCACCAAACUUCUGAAGCCCAAAGAUAAAGAGGGUACCAAGUCAGCUGAGUUGGAGCUGUCUAAAAGUAUCUCUGUGUGUGUCACAGUGGGAUGGCUGCUGGACAUUAGGAAGCUGACCUUGGGAGAGAGUAUCGGAGAGGGGGAGUUUGGAGUGGUGUAUGAAGGAGACUACAUUGGCCAGAAGGUGGCAGUAAAGAACAUUAAAUGUGAUGUAACGGCACAGGCAUUCUUAGAAGAGACCACUGUUAUGACUUUUUCAUCUGAUUCCGAACUCUCCACUAGGAAACUGCAGCAUAAGAACCUGGUGCGGUUGUUGGGGGUGAUCGUAGACAAUGGACUGCACAUCGUCACAGAGCUCAUGGCCAAGGGUAAUCUGGUAAACUUCCUCCGGACGAGGGGCCGUUCUGUCAUUAGCACUGGCCAGCUAAUACGUUUUGCACUAGAUGUGUGUGAGGGUAUGGAGUACCUGGAGUCUAAGAGGUUGGUUCACAGAGACCUAGCGGCCCGUAACAUCUUGGUCUCCAACGAAGGCGUGGCCAAAGUCAGUGACUUUGGGUUGACCAAGGUGGACUCCAAGGCCUCAGACAACGCUAAACUACCAGUCAAAUGGACAGCCCCUGAGGCCCUAAAGAAAGCGAAAUUCUCCACACGGUCAGACAUAUGGAGCUAUGGUGUUCUCCUCUGGGAGACGUUCUCCUACGGUCGACAGCCCUACCCCAAGAUGUCUGUGAAGGAGGUGAAAGAGCGGGUGGAGCAGGGUUACCGUAUGGAGGCUCCAGAGGAGUGUCCCCCCAGUGUCUACACCCUGAUGAGGGGCUGCUGGGAGGCCGAGCCCAGGAAAAGGCCCUCCUUCUGUAAACUACAGGAGAAGAUUGAGAGAGAGCUGGCCAAACACAGCCCUGGGCCUGCCUGCUGAGGUCACCUCAAUAAUUUGUUAAUUUCCUUACUUUUUAACUGCAUUGUUGGGAAAGAUCUCAUAAGUAAGCAUUUCAUGGUAAAGUCUACACUUGUUGUAUUCGGUGCAUGUGACAAAUAAAAUUUGUUUUGACAU